Molecule: messenger RNA, 1323 nt
Organism: Hordeum vulgare subsp. vulgare (domesticated barley)
Lineage: Eukaryota; Viridiplantae; Streptophyta; Magnoliopsida; Poales; Poaceae
Exons: 1
Coding region: 1-1323 (440 amino acids)
Molecular function (GO): protein binding
Source: RefSeq, a predicted model, not a curated record
AUGGCGACGCUGCCGGAGGACGUGGUGGUGGAGAUCCUGGUGCGCGUGACGGACCCGGCAGCCCUCUUCCGCUGCGCCGCGACGUGCAAGCGAUGCCGCCUCCUCAUCGCCGAGCCGUCUUUCCAGCGCCGUCGCUGGCCGGAGGGCGCGAGCCGCGCGUCCUCCCUGCUCGGCUUCUUCGCCGUGCAACAGCCCCGUGAAGAACCAACAGAAGGGAGCUCUACGUCUACGCCCAUGCCGGCCUUCACACCGGCGCCAUCCUCCCCCCUCGGAGAGCGCCACCGCGUCCUCACCAUCCCUGAUCAGCCUCGAGGCAACGAGGCAGUGGUGCUCGCCUCGCGCCGUGGCCUCGUUGUUGUGCGCGUCAACGGCCCCAUCACCAAUUCCGACAGAACCAUGAUCAUCGCAGUGUGCGAUCCGAUCGCCGGCACACGCCGCCUGCUGCCCCCGUUGAAAUGCAACAACAGCAGACCUUUCCGAAUACAGGGAUGCGCCAUUGUAACCGGUGCGGAUUGCUGGCCGGCCCAACGGCGAGGGGCGGCGCCGUCGGUCUACUCGCCCUUCAAAGUGUUGAUCGUCAGCUUUGACGGACGGUGCAAUUUCCACGUGUUCAAGUCCAAUGGGUCGCGCUGGACAAUGUGGAAAAACUGGUUCAGACCCGUGGCGUAUGCCGAACGUGUGCUGCCCCAGCAGGGCAACAUUGUAGUGUGCCGAGGCAUGGCACACUGGCUCUUCGAGUACCAGUCAAACUUGUACACGCUCAAUGCGUGUGUUAAGACCACGCGGAUGUCCUUAACAAAGCUCCCAGCCAUGACGAACCACCUCGGCUUCAUGCUUUCCAGCGCACUGCUUAAUGUCACCAGCGACGGAAGGCUAUCGCUGCUUGGUUUGUACAAGGACUGCGCCUCGCUGGAGAUCUGGACACACGAAGGUGACAACAGGAGCGAAGAUGGCAUGGCAGACUGCUGGCACCAUACCAAGAUGAUUGAGCUAAAACAACCCAAUCAGAGUACGGUCGACCUGGUGCAAUGCGUGUGCGUGAGCGAGAUCACAUGUAAACUGCUUGUCAAGGACGAUCAAGAUUGCGUGCACAUUGUAGAUCUCCAAACUGGGGCGAUGGAGGCCGUCACCGACUGGUUUUGGGGCAUUGUCACGAUGGCUGUCCCGUUUGAGAUGGAUUGGCCGACCUUGUUCACGCCUCGCUUGGCGGGCCGUAGAAUCAAGCGGAACAAACUGAGAGGGGCUAUACCAAAAAUUGCUUACUCUUUAUGGGGACCAAUAGUUAUGACAAUUAUCGUUGGGUCAAUUGCUUAUUUGCUAUGA